Drechmeria coniospora is the source of this 1020-nucleotide messenger RNA. Its product is annotated as cell division control protein 10. Gene Ontology annotation, biological process: cytoskeleton-dependent cytokinesis. Gene Ontology annotation, molecular function: GTPase activity; molecular adaptor activity; GTP binding. The record is from RefSeq and is a predicted model, not a curated record. The transcript has 3 exons. The coding region runs from base 1 to 1020 and encodes 339 amino acids. Gene Ontology annotation, cellular component: septin complex; microtubule cytoskeleton; septin ring. NCBI's taxonomy places the organism in Eukaryota, Fungi, Ascomycota, Sordariomycetes, Hypocreales, Ophiocordycipitaceae.
AUGGCGACCAUGUCCUCGAACACGAUCGUGCCCAAGUCCCACGUGGGCUUUGACAGCAUCACGUCUCAGAUCGAGAAGAAGCUGCUGAAGCGCGGCUUCCAGUUCAAUGUCAUCUGCGUCGGCCAGACGGGACUGGGCAAGUCGACGCUGAUAAACACCAUCUUCGCUUCGCACCUGAUGGACUCGAAGGGUCGUUUUCAACCUGAUGAACCCAGUCGCUCCACCACCGAGAUUCAAGCCGUGUCCCAUAUCAUCGAGGAGAACGGCGUCCGACUGCGACUGAACAUUGUCGACACCCCCGGCUACGGUGACCUUGUUAACAACGACCGGUGCUGGGACCCCAUCGUCAAGUACAUCAAGGAUCAGCACUCUGCCUACCUGCGAAAGGAGCUCACGGCCCAGCGUGAGCGAUACAUCCAGGACACGCGCAUCCACUGCUGCCUCUUCUUCAUCCAGCCCUCGGGCCAUUCCCUGAAGCCCAUUGAUAUCGUUGUUCUGAAGAAGCUCUCGGACGUCGUCAACGUCGUUCCCGUCAUCGCCAAGGCCGACACGCUCACGGUCGACGAGCGCCUCGCCUUCAAGCAGCGCAUCAAGGAGGAGUUCUCCUUCCACAACCUCAAGAUGUUCCCUUAUGACAAUGAGGAAUUCGACGAAGAGGAGCGCGCCAUGAACGGCCAGAUCAAGAGUCUCGUUCCCUUUGCCGUUGUGGGGUCGGAAAAGUCCAUCAUCGUCAACGGCAAGCAGGUUCGCGGACGCCAGAACCGAUGGGGCGUCAUCAACGUCGAGGAUGAGACGCACUGCGAAUUCGUCUACCUCCGCAACUUCCUGCUCCGAACCCACCUCCAGGAUCUCAUCGAGACGACGUCGCAGACGCACUACGAAACCUUCCGCGCCAAACAGCUUCUUGCCCUCAAGGAGAGCAGCGCGCAUGCUGGUAGCGCUAGCAGCCGACCCAUCAGCCCCGCCGCUGACCGGGAAAUGAGCCGCGGCUCGCAACGAAUGGCCAUGAACGGGUACUAG